GAAAGAAUAAACUGGAAUUCAAGUUUAAACUAUUUGUUAAUAUUUAUUUAAUUUUUUUAGUUAUUCAGUAUAUUUUAUCCUAAUCAAAUUAUUUAGCUUAACUAAUUUAUUAUUUACUAAAGAAUGUCUGACGCUAAUCUCGUAGAAUCUGUAAGUUUUCUCUAUUAAAGUAUCCAUAACAUUUCUAUAUUUCAAUAUUAAUAAAUAUUAUAUUUAUAAUGUUUGUAUUAAUAUCUUUUUACUCUUUGCCUCUUUAUAUAAAAACAAAAUUAUUAUUUUAAAACUAUUUCUCGUAAAAAAAUAAUCUAAACUUUAACAUAAUACCUUAAUUAUUUUUUUAUAUAUAUACAAAUAUAACAAUUAUAAAAUAUAUAUGUAUUACAGGUAGCUGUACUAUACAAUAAUGGUUUAGAACUAAUAAUUGUUUUGAUUUAUUAUAAAUGAAUGAUUAAAAUGAUUUAUUUUUGGUCUAUAAAAUAUAAAUACUCAAUUGUAUUUUUUUUAGGACGAUGCAUCAAGUAUAGAUAGUUCAAAUACUGAUCUUACUUCGCGGAGUCAUGAACCAGCUAGACGUGGUCGAAAAACAAAAUCCAAACCAUCAAAUAAUACCAAAAAUGUUAAACUUCAGUAUAAAUUCUCGUAUGUAUUAAAUUUGAAUAAUACUUUUUAAAUGUAAUAGUUCAAAUUAUGAAUUAAUGUAAUAUCUAAGAGAAUAAUUUUUUUUUUUGUUACUCAUCCUACCUACUAUAAAUAUUAAUGUAAUUAAACUAGGUACCUUAAAAUUAACUUUACCUUUUACAAAUUUUGGAUCUUAGUAAUGUUGCUAAUUAAUAAUUUUUAAUUUUGAUCUUGCUUUCAAUUUAACAUAGACAUUUUCACUUAGAAAUUAUCUAUAUUAUGAAAUGAAUACUUACAGAUGCGCGUUGAGAGAAGAUCAUGGUCAAUCACUGUUUGGUGUUCAAUUCAAUCAUUUGUUAAAUGAAGACCAGCCGUUGAUAUUUGCAUCUGUUGGCAGUAAUAGAGUUUCAGUUUACCAAUGUUUAGAUGAUGGAAGUAUAAAUUUAUUGCAAAGCUAUGCGGAUCCAGAUGUACAAAUUCAUUAUUAUUAAAUAUUUUUUUUUUAUGAUACAAUUGUAUUUAUCUUUAUUACUGUAUAUAUGUAUAUAUAUAUAUUUAGACAAAUGAAACAUUUUAUACUUGUGCGUGGUCCAUAGAUGAAAACGGCAAACCACUUUUGGCUAUCGCUGGUAAUCGAGGCAUCAUACGUAUUCUUAGUCCAGUCACUAUGUCAUCUAUUCGACAUUAUAUUGGUAUUAUUAUUAUUUUUUAUUUAAUUAAAAAUUAUAAUAUUAAUAUGUAAUUUUUCUGUUUACAUAAUAUAAUCGUAUACUCUUAUUCUAGGUCACGGACAAGCGAUCAACGAAUUGCAAUUCCAUCCAAUUGAUACUAAUAUGUUGUUAUCAGUAUCUAAAGAUCACACCUUGCGCUUAUGGAAUAUAAAAAGUGAUGUGUGCAUUGUUAUUUUUGGUGGUGCUGAAGGUCAUAGAGAUGAAGUUCUUUCAGCAGUAAUUGAUAAAAAUAAAAAUAAACUCAAAUUAUUAUACUAUAUAUUUAAACUGUCAUUGUUUGAUUAAUUUCAGGAUUUUAAUAUUGAUGGUAAUCGUAUUAUGUCCUGUGGAAUGGACCAUUCAUUAAAGCUAUGGAGUUUAGACAAAGACUAUAUUCAAGAUGCUAUUAGACAAUCAUAUGCAUUUAAUCCUAAUCGAUCUGCUCGUCCUUUUGAUACUAUUAAGGAACAUUUUCCUGUAUUUUCAACUCGUGAUAUUCAUAGAAAUUAUGUUGAUUGUGUAAGAUGGAUUGGUGAUUAUGUAAUUUCCAAAGUAAUAUAUUCUGUAUACUUUUAAAUGACCAAUAUUAUAACAAUUUUAAACUCUCAUUAAAUUUAUUUUAUUUUAGUCAUGUGAAAACUGUAUGGUUUGCUGGAAACCAGGUCAUUUAAAAGACAAUGAACCUAAACUAAAUGAAGCUGCAGUAUCACAAAUAUGGUAUUAUGACUUUAAAGACUGUGAUGUAUGGUUUAUUCGAUUUUCUAUGGAUUUCACUCAAAAAGUAUUUACAUGACUAUUAUAACAGUAGAAGACAAAUAAAAUAAAAUAAUUUUGCUUUAGGUAUUAGCACUAGGAAAUACCAUUGGAAAAAUAUAUGUUUGGGAUUUGAGUUCUAAUGACCAAGCUUCUAUGCGUGUUACAACCUUGUCUCAUCCAAAAUGUAAUACAGUUAUACGUCAAACUACUUUUAGUCGUGAUGGAAAUAUUUUAAUUUCUGUAUGUGAUGAUGGUACUAUCUGGCGUUGGGAUCGGUUGCAAAGUGUUUAAAUAAAUUUACUUUACUGAUACAAUUCCUUCUAUUAUGGUUUUUAUUAUUAUUAUUUUUUUAUAUACCUAUUAUUUAUUUUUUGUAAUUUAAAUUUAAAAUAUCUUCUUGUUUAUCAUAAACUUGUUGAAAUGUUUCAUUGAUACUUAUGGAUGCAGUAAAACAAUUUUGUAAAUAUUACUGAAAAUAAUAAUGUUUUUAUGUAUAAAAACAAAAAUAAAUCUAUAAUUGAAAAGAAAAUUGGUAUAUAAUUAUUAUAAGG
Messenger RNA from Cinara cedri, 2635 nucleotides. NCBI's taxonomy places the organism in Eukaryota, Metazoa, Arthropoda, Insecta, Hemiptera, Aphididae. The record is from the annotation of a GenBank genome assembly.